AUGUAUGGACAAACGGCCCUUUCACAGCGGGAAAACGAAUAUCACAACCUGAGAAUACAAGUCGAACAGCUGAGGAGAGAAGCUGCUAUAUCCAGGAAGAAAAUUUCAGUUUGUUCUGAUGAGUAAGUCAGAAUGGUCACGAUAUCGUUGAUUUAAGCUUUUGAAAGCGUUGUUUUGUUUGCCUUUGUCCUCUUUUCUAAGCACAUUAUUAAUGCAAAUUUACAGGUAUUGUUUCCAUUUUGAUGUGAACCUUUUGUGUGAUUAAAUUUGUAUGGAUUCUAUUGUCCAUAAUGGGCGCUCGGUGUUAUAGCACGUACUCCCAAGUUGUGACAGGACGAUUUUAGAACAUAAGUCACGAGAUGAAAUUCAUCUCUUUUCGUAGUGAGACUUUGUAUUUCUUAUAAUGUCCGUUAGAGUAUAAAUCCACAGUAGUUUGUCAACGUUUUAGCCCUGAAUAUUUUAAUGACGUUACUUAGUUGUUUACGAAUUGCGUUCGUGACGUUUAUAGCAAGCAGCAGUGACCUUAAGAAUCCUAAAGAUUUAGUUCGUGAAGCUUUUGUUUUUGCUUAUUUUCUGCGGCUUUUAUGUCUUACAAUUCAGAAUUUCUCAUUUAUAUAUUGAUAUCUUUACUGACAAUGAUAAUGACAUGAGAGUUAGAGAGUUAAGGAAAUUAUAAUAAUCAGCAUUAAGCAACAUCAUUCCAAGAGAAACUGAUUCUAUGAGGAAUUCAAGGUCAUCAUUAAGUUGAUGCCAUGGCCUUGAAAAGGGCUUGGCGAGGGGAGUGAAAUGUUUACGCUUAUCAGAAGUUUUAUUGCUCUUUCAUUUUUUUUGGCAUCAUUGUUAAUGCCAGUUUCCAUAGGAUUUUUCUCUUCGAUGAUGGAAUUCUUUAGCCGCUGGUCAUGUGGUCAGGACAUGCCCCCUAAAGAGUAUUUUCACAUGACAUCAUGGCAGCCAUACCAAUCCUGUUGGAAUUGAACAUAUUUCUUAUGCAUAUACAUCCCAACUGUCCCGGAUACGGCGCUGAUCUCCCGCUCGCCCACAGUGUCCCGUACGGGUCACCAAAUCUCCCGGAUAAAAUGGACUUUUAAGCUUUUCUAUGCUUUUUGUUUGAAACUUAGCCCUUGUUUUCCCCUCAAAAUUUGAACUUUUUGUAUUCAUUGUGUGGUCUGGGACAUUUUUGCACAUAUUAAGUUGAGUCACUGACAAAGAUAAUUUGUUUCAUCAUUACAAUGAUGAAAGCAAAGUUUGAUAUUGGGUUGGGGGGCUGUUGGAAGUGUUGUGCAAAAUAGAGGUUGGCAUCUCUGCAAAUAUAAAUGCUCUCUUUUGUUCUAAUAAAUUUGCGUAGAUGCUGCCCACAUGAGUGAAAAUGCUCCAUAGUCAUUUUUGUUAGCUUUACAAGAAAAAGCUGCCUUAACCCAUUCGCUCCUGGAGAUUUUGCCGAAAAACGCGUUUUGAAGCUAGUCGAGUGGUUUUCCAGUCACUGUCGUGCUAUAAAGAGCUAAAACUUACCACAAACCGGUUUACAGGUCGUACACUUGGCGGCCUUCUGAUCCAGAUGCAAAAUAUCAGCUUACAAAGUUCGGGCAUGCGCAGAAAGCAAAAUUUCGACAUAGUUUUUGGGUUUAAAAGUGACACAGCAGUCUUGACUUUUACUUUUCGCUUUCUCUCCUCCCUUCUUUUUUCGCUUUUCUUGCCUCAUUUUUUUUUUCUCUUGCUGGGCAUUUAGUAGGCUUCAUUUUGGUGGGAAGAGUUUUUAGGAAAGCUUUUAGGAUCUUAGGAUUAGGUGAAAGGAAAGGUAGGUGGGUAAUGGAACAAGAUUUUCAUGGAGAUUUUCAGGUCCUUGUCACGUGGUUUUUUGCUUCUUUCUCCGGUGUCCUUGACUGAAUUGUGCUCAUUCUGGUAUGGUUUGAAAGAUCUCUUCACCCUGCACAAGUUAGCGAAGAAAGUUGUCCUUGACCGUUAAAACUGAUGACGUCACAAAGGGUAGAAAGGACCUGGAUCCGCACGGGCGGUUCAGGGGCGAAUGGGUUAAAAACAUUUUGUAUACCGGUAUGUAUCUUUUAAUAAUUAUCAAAUGUCUAAGUCAUCAGGUAUUAUUAUUAGAAGUUCUGUCUUCUUAAAAAAGUCAGUCUCAGUUGGGAUUGAGUGUUUGACCAGUCCUAGGUUUAUUGAGAGGCCUUCCACCUCCCCUCCCCCACCCCCUUUCCGCAAUUUGCAGUUAUUUGCACCACACACUAUUUGAUUCAUUAGAACAGUUGAAUAAAACUAGAGUAGCUGGCUGUUUUAAUGGAAUGAACAACAACACAACAAAUUAAUAUAACUUAGUAAUUAUCUGUUAUUCAUUACAUAGGAAUCAAUCUUUUUAACCUUUGUUUUGUUGUGUUUUUUCUUGUCGUAGCCUUGCUCGAUUCUGCCAAGAGAAGCGAUGUGAUGAUCCUUUGCUAGGAAAGAUUCCAAAUGCAAACAAUCCUUACAGAGAUAAGGGAAUGACAUGCUUGCUGCUAUGAUAAAAAAAGUACAGUGGUAAUACUAUAGUAAGGACUUUGGCUCAGGACCUGCUGAAUGGACAAAUAUCAUGCAAGAAACAAAGACAGUGAUGCUUAGUGCUGCAUUCUGAUGACCCGAUGUUGAUUUUCAAGAAAAUGUGUAGCGUAUGCUUUUGUCUGCAAAUUUUUACUCUGUAAGCUAGCAAAGGUUGAAGUUUCAACUGAUAUCGAUGUCCUUAGAUUUAUUCAAGGCAAGACAAUUAACGUAAAAUUCCGAAAAUAAGCCCCUGGGCUUAUAUUUUUCAAAGGCCUCUUUCAAGGGGCUUAUAUUUGGAGGGGCUUAUGUAUAGAGGGAAAUUUGCAUUUAAAAAUCGAUUGGGCUAGCCUUCUUUUUGGAAAGAAAUUUACCGAUUUUCUUUGUUUUACUUUGUAUUUGAGGGCAAUUUCCAAGUACAAGCCCCCCGGGGGGCUUAUAUUUGGAGGGGCGAUUUAAUGGAGGGUUUUUUGCAUUACGAGUUUGGGGUCUUAUAUUUGGAGAGGCUUAUACAUUUUGGGGCUUAUUUUCGGAAUUUUACUGUAUAAUAUGAAUAAGAAAGCAGUGUGGUGUAAUUUUUUAUUCAGAUUGAUCAGUAGUUUUAGUUUUAGAUACAUUCACUUUUAUGUAGCAUGAAACCUGUACAAAUUGUCAAGAAUAUAUUCUAGUAUUACUGUGCCUAGGGCUAAAAGGGUGAGUGAUGGACAAAACCAGUCUUAAACUGUAGCAAAAAAUUACGGUACAAGGGUUUGAUAUUACAGAGAAUGAUUUUGAAGAGCUUUUUAGCAAGGGUCUUUUUUCAUUAAUUGCAGUAAGACUGCAAAAAUCAGACCAACCUUUAGUGCUACAUGAUCACUUUGGCAACAUUGGUUUUGUUUUGUUGUUAUAGUGGCAUGAGAUAGAGUAAUAUUCUGACAAUGCUUUCAUUUUAAUGCAUUGCUAUUAGUUGAAGAAAUUGUUUAGAAGCAAAUAUUUUUGAAUAAAUAGAUAUUGCAGUUUUAUUGCUAAUUCUAAAUCAUAAAAAAUUUAGUAAACAUAUAUUGCAUAAAUUUUUCGUAUUACCAGUAUUUCCUAGAUAGAAAGCUGGUUGGUUGGAAGCUUGAAUUAUUUAUAUGCUUCAAAACCAAGUUCAAGUGAUGACUAAUAUGAUUAAUACAAAAAAAACCAUGCAAUUAGUUUGAUAUUGUGGUUUACUGGAUUUCAGUCAUAUGUGUGUUUCGUCAGCUUAAAUUUGUAAUAGCUUGUCAUUGUUACCAUGGAUGAAAUUUAACUACAGCAAAUACUUCAUUUUUAAUAACUGACAGUUCUUUGUACUAACAAAUAAAACAGCCUCUUUCAAGCUUUCUUUGUUGCAGUGCAAUCAUCAUGUUGCUUGUCAUACAGUUUUCACUUUUCCCAUCCUUUUCCAUCAGUUACUGAAGUUAGGAUGAUUUUGCCUGUGACUCAUACUAAACUGUGUGAAUAUGGCCACCUUUUCACCUCUUUGGAUUCACCAAAUACAGUAAAAACCCGCAUAUAAGAACCUAGAAUUUUUUGAAGUCAGGCUGAACAGGUUCUUAUAUUUUAGCAUAGUUUUGCACAAUAAUUAUUUAGGCUGACUAGGUUCUUAUUUUUCAGAGGUUGUUGUAGUGUAACCAUGCAUUGGCAGAAAUAUUGUACUACUACUACAUAGUGGUUUACAAAAAACCUGUUUCUGGUGAAAAUCCAAACAAAUGUAAAUCAAAGAAAACGUAUACACAGUACCUUUUUGUCAGAAGUUUCUCACACAAUUAAAAUCCAGAAUUUUGACCAUCAAAAUUGGAGUUUUUUUUUGUAUAAAAACCUAUGUUUCUUUGCCGAUCUUUGCCAGGCUGAACAGGUUUUUAUAUUUUUGGGUAUUUAAAUGCCAAAUUUCAGCCUGUAGGUUCUUGAAUCCUUCCUCCUUUAGCCUGCCCCCAGUGGCCUGCAGGAGCAUGAUAAGUGGUCGACACAUGGGGUAUAUCAACCUGAGACCAGGCUGAUAGACAGACCCAAGUGGAUGAAUUUCACUUAACUGGCUCCACAGGUGCAUAAUUUCUUAAAGUAUUUAGACAAAAAUAGAGCAGAAGAGCUUAUAUUCUGCCUCAAUUUUGUGAGUAUUGGAUAAACUUCUAUGCAGUUGUCUUGUAAAAAUCUGCUAUUGAAGUCAUAUUAAUUAUAUUGUUAUCCCCAUCAUGGAUUAUUUAUUUG
This is a messenger RNA of Porites lobata, 4728 nucleotides long. Lineage: Eukaryota; Metazoa; Cnidaria; Anthozoa; Scleractinia; Poritidae. The record is from the annotation of a GenBank genome assembly.